This is a messenger RNA of Coregonus sp. 'balchen', 22051 nucleotides long. Lineage: Eukaryota; Metazoa; Chordata; Actinopteri; Salmoniformes; Salmonidae. The record is from the annotation of a GenBank genome assembly.
AUGGAGUUUGGGAGGUUUCUUUUCAAGUACCAAAGAACUUUGCUGCUCACCAUGAUAAUGUUCAAACUGGGUAGGACUUUUGAUCAACUACUAGGUGUAUGAAUACUAGAAUACUCUAUGUGUUGUUUUGAGUGUGAAUAAUGAGAAGUGUGUGUGCACUUGUAUGUGUGAGUAUUAAUGGGGAAAAUAGUGAUGUGAAAAUGUGUGUGUGUGUGUGUAUAUGGGUGUGUGUGUGUGUGCGUGUGUGUGUGUGUCUGUUUGUGUUUGUGUGUGUGUGUGUGUGUGUGUAGGAGAUAGGGACAGUGCUGUAAUAGGGCAUUAGCAAGGUGGGAGGAUGUUACAGGAAGACAAGCGGUAGUAGCCAGCUGGCAGACAGGUUGUUGUAGUUGGUGUUAAUCUGAGUGCAGUCUCCCUUCAAUAAGUUAUUUAUUAUUUAAUUAUACGGCUGGUCCCAUUUAGACAUCUCUUUAAGAGAACCAAGAGAGACUUGCCCGAAGAAGAGAGCUAUCAAACAUUUGUUACAUAUAAUACAUAAAACAAGAAUUGUGGUAAAAUUAUGUCACUAUAAUUUAUCAGCCAUUACUAUGUAAGACACUAUAAGAUAUAAUUGGCUUGAGCGCUUAUCAUUAAUUUAAUUCAUAGUUCACAAUGAACUAACAUGGUGAGAUAAUUGGCUUUUGUUAUUAAUCCCUGAUAACCCAUGUCUUCUAUGAUAGGAGCAUUAAGACUAGUAGAGAGAUGAAGACAGGAGGGAGCGUGGGGUGGGAUUGGGGUGCCGUUGGUUGGGGGAUAUUUUGAACCCCACCUAAUGAUGCGUUGACCCAUUUUUCCUGUGGCCCUGUGGGAAGCGUCUGAACCUCGUUAAUUUGGACAGACUGACAGGACGGGACGGCUAGAGCGGAUUGCAUGCAGGGGCCAUUGUUACCCAUCACCAUGGUGACGGGCUAAGAGUCUGGCCGCACCACUUUUUGUCUAAACUAUGAAUGGAGAGAGAGGCAAGUGUUCGGAGAAGUGUGGAAAAACAAACAGUAUAUUUAGAUUUUAUGGCUGAUGGAAAAAUAUCUACAAUAUUGAAUCAACCAUAUAAAAUACUAUCUUGACAACAAUAUGGCUCCUUCAAUGUUAAACCCACACGAAACACAAACGUUUAAAUCUCUGACUAACAUCACAGGAUAACUGUGACUAAACAUGUGAGAAUUUGUGCUUUUUAAAGCAAAGUGAAUCACCACAGUGAAGCCUUUUGAGUAUGAAUACAGUUUUGGACAAAGCACAACACUGGCAUGGCUUGGCUGGCAGUCCCCUGUGGUGACCAAAUAGAAUUCCUCUAACUAGAAUUUGUGUUAGAGCCAGGAGCGUCCUCUCACAUUAGUCAUGGCAUCAUUGGUCCACACCCCAUAGUGUGGGUUUCAAUUGACAUUUGACUUGGAGUUUAUGUAAAGGUUAUGUUUGGGUAACUAUUGUUGGUAAUUGUUAUCAUGGGGCAGGGUAAAAAAGUGCUAAAGUAUAAUAUCUAAUAAUCAUCUCUUAUCUUCCUGCUGCGUUCUCCCACACUGUUAGAGGGAUGCUCUGACAGACUCACUCUAGAGUUGAGGCUGGGAAGUUAGGAUGGUCCCAUGACAAGUACCUGACUCUGCUCUGUGUUUAUCUUGAUUCCUGGGGGUCAAGUGCUUGGUGCAGUGCAGUGCCAGAGAACAGCGUCGUAAUCUACCCAUAACCAUGAUCUAUGAACUGUUUGACUUGGGAGGCAGCAGUGACAUCAGCACAUUGGAAUGUUUCAGGGAUGACUGGUCUGGCUGCAGCAGGAUAGACCAGUCAGAGACGCCGACUGUCUCAGCCAAUCACCACCCCCCACACUACUACUAGUCUGAUAUGGGGUCCAGGUUGUACCAGCUACACUACACUACUUAAUCAUCUUUGGGUCUUAUAAAAGCGCUAUAUACACUGAGUGUACAAAACAUUAGGAACACCUUUCUAAUAUUGAGUUGCAACCCCUUUUGCCUUCAGAACAGCCUCAAUUCGUUGGGGAAUGGACUCUACAAGGUGUUGAAAGCAUUCCACAGAGAUGCUGGCCCAUGUUGACUACAAUGCGUUCCACGGUUGUGUCAAGUUGACUGGAUCUCCUUUGGGUUGGUGGACCAUUCUUGAUCCACACAGGAAACUGUUGAGCAUGAAAAACCCAGCAGUGUUGCAGUUCUUGACACACUCAAACUGGUGUGCUUGGCAUACCCAUACCAUACCCUGUUCAAAGGCACUUACAUCUUUUGUCUUGCCCUCUGAAUGGCACACAUACACAAUCCAUGUCUCAACUGUCUCAAGGCUUAAAAUCCUUCUUUAACCUGUCCCCUCCCCUUCAUCUACACUGGUUGAAGCGGAUUUAACAAGUGACAUCAAUAAGGGAUCAUAGCUUUCACCUGGAUUCACCUGGCCAGUCUAUGUCAUGGAAAGAGCAGGUGUUCUUAAUGUUUUGUAUACUCAGUGUAUAUACGAUUUUGGCUUACUGACACACUCCUCUUCCCCCAGGUCUCACUAACGGCACCUUUGAAAGCAAUGCUCUGCAGUUCACUGCUAAUGGCUCGCUAGUUGCCUCGGUGACCAGUGUCUGUUCCUAAUGUUUUGUACACUCAGUGCAAUCCUAUGCAUUAUGAUUAUGUCUGGAGCAUGUUUAACACACUAAUAUAAAGGGAACAGAAAACCAGAUCCAUUACACCAUGAGUUAAGGGAAGCUUGUGAGUUGAUGGGUUGAGAGUAGGAGGAACUGACGAAACUGGGGGUCGAAACCAACGUUCCAGUGUGUCUGGGGUAUCAGGGCAUUAGUGGAGAACAGGGAAGGUGUUUCGAAUAGACAGAUUACAGCAGGGGAAGCAGACUGACUGACAACAAGUAGACUGUGACACACUACCUUACAGUAGGACAUUAUCAGUGGUCAGUGGUCUCCAACCCUUGUCAUGGAGAGCAACAAGUUGUGCUGGCUUUUGUCAAUAAUCAUAAACCUGAUCACACACAACUAAUCUAUGUGAUGAUCAGUUGAUUUAUUUAAUCAGGUGCUGAACUGGAUCAACAUCCUGCCCACCCUGCAGCUCUUCAGCACUAUGGGUGGUCACAUUAUAGUAACAGGUGUAGGUGUUAGGGUUAACAUGAAGGUACCAGAUAGGUGUUAGUGGUGACACAGGAGGGAUAUAGACGUGCUAAAGGGGUACAGUAGGUGUUACUGUGGAUAGAGGGACAGGUGUUUUAUAAGGAGGGGUGACUAACAACCCACUGGGCAUACACUGGUUGAAUCAAUGUUGUUUCCACAUCAUUUCAACUAAAUUACGUUGAGCCAAUGUGGAAUUGACGUUGAAUUGACGUCUGUGCCCAGUGGGAAGGGACAGAGAAAUAUUCACAAUGUGACCUGCCCUUUAAGAUAAGCUGUGAGUGACUCUAGUACGGAAAGAACUCUCAUGUAAACACAUGUUAAAAAUCCCUGCUAAUGCACUUUGUUAAAUACAGUAUCAACAAUACCAGUAUAUUGAAUAACUCUGAUAAGCCAGAAGCUAUACAUCUGUGUUCAUUAGGUCGAUACUUUAGUAAUCUAAUCAAAUCAGGAUUUAAGACAACAUACACAUUCCAUAAAUGUAAUUAUGUUUUCAAUAGGAACACAUUAUGAGGACACACACAGCAUUUACAUUUGACAUUUUAGUCAUUUAGCAGACGCUUUUAUCCAGAGCAAUUUACAGUUAGUGCAUUCAUCUUAAGAUAGCUAGGCGAGACAAGCACAUAUCAGUGCUAGUAGGGGGGUGGGAUGCGAGGGGGAGGGGUGAUGUAGGAUUAUUUAAGAUACUCUUUGAAGAGGUAGGGUUUCAGAUGUUUUCGGAAGAUGGUCAGGGACUCUGCUGUCCUAGCUUCAGGGGGAAGCUGGUUCCACCAUUGGGGUGCCAGGACAGAGAAGAGCUUUGACUGGGCUGAGCGGGAGCUGCCCUCCCGUAGGGGUAGGAGGGCCAAACGACCAGAGGAGUACUUGGGUUGAGGUGUAGGGUUUGAUUAUAGCCUGAAGGUAGGGAGGGGCAGUUCCACAGUUUUGUCCCCUUCAUAUUCAAAUAUUUUAGCACUGUAAGCUUAUUAUUUUCCAUAAAGGAAAUUCUGCAACAAAAGUGUUUGCUAUGUCCUCAACAACUAUAGCGGAAAAUCGAACCAGGGUCAAACAGUCUGUGAUUAUUAAACUAGUGAAUGACAACCUGAUGCAGUGUGUAUUACGAUGGCCCAUGCGGUCAGGCCCAAGUCAGAGUAGUAGUGGUCAGAGUGAAGGGAACUUUCAUUGAUGAAGUCUCAGGUAACAGCUGCUCACACAGUGAUUGUCUAAUACGUUUACUCCUAACACCAUCUGCUGUGUUCACUCUAGAAAGUGGGGCUUUUUACUCUUCAUUAAGAGAGUGCUCUGUAAGCGCCUCAAAAGCUGAGACAAAGGGAGAGGUCAAAGGUACUGUAGCUCAUUAGUCUACUAAUGAGCUCGUAGGAUGUCACGCCUAUAAAAACUCUCAUUGCUAAUACUUGGUCAUCUCGUUGGCAAUGUUCCCUCAACAUUUUUUUGGCACUGAGCAAAUUUCAGGUCUGCUGAGCGCAAACUUGAACGUUGUGAAAAUUCUGUGCAACUUCUGGCGCAUGUUUAUUGUGAACACUGAGGCUGUACACACUUUAAGGUACAGUUAUAACAGUGGCCAAGUAGGCUGCUGUGGCUAUUUGAUCAUAAUGUAGGCCUAUCAGAGUGGUCUACCAUCAAAAACAAUGGAGAAAAAGCAUCCCAUAACAUUUUAACAUGGAAAUACUGCAGCUGUUCUAUCAUUCAGCCUACAGUAGCAGCCAAUGAGUGGUGUUCAAUCUAGACGUGAGACAUUUGGAAAAAAUAUACAGGGCUUGACAUUAACCUGUUUAUCCACUUGUCCUUCAGACAAGGAGGUGACUGAAAAUAUGCUGUUUGAUGCAAGAAACCACUUUACAAAAUAAAGUUAAUUAUUAUUCCCAUACCAAUAUUACAGAGAAUCAGACACAUUAUGCUACUCUCUGCCUAUUGGCUACAUAGCUUUUGCAAGCCUGUCUCAAAAUACAACACUUCCCCUUUAACACAGAUACAAUGCUCUUUACCUGACUCACUUUUUAUAGAUGGCUAGAAAUGCACACGUUUUGUGCUAUUGUAGGAAGCAACCACUCCCCCAUUUCUGACUAGAAACAAGCUAUAACUGGGCUAAUAACUCACUAACUAGCAAAGCAUAUGAACAAAUGUGCACACGUGGCUACAUGCAGCUCUUGCUUUGAUCUCAAAACAAGUGCAUCUACUCGGGACCACUCAUGCUGUGAACACAGUCCAGUUCAAAGUGAAUGGCACAGAUCCAUAUAUGGCAGGGGAAAACUAGAAAGUUGAGUGAAGUUCAAUCUUGUGCUUCUCUGCUGGGGCUGAUAUUUCUUCUGCACUGCAGUCCCAGGGGAGCUGCGCGCCCGCAAGUGCGCAGCUUAGAGGGAACAUUGCUCACUGGUAAUUCUUUACCAGUGUAAUAGACUGGUCUUAAUACUUUACCAGACUUUACCAGUGAUUAUCUCACAGCAGUUUCAUCAAGUCCAACUUUGGAGCUUGAUAAGGCCUACUCAUUCAUGUUAAAUACGGAUGUUUUUAUUCUUCUUGCCUACAGGUAUACUGUGCACAGCAGCAGACCAGUGUCUGUUAUCCCCGUGUCAGAAUGGAGGUACAUGUGUGGACUAUAUGGGCAACUACACGUGUCUCUGCCCCAGAUGGCCAGUCCGCUACACGGGCAAGGAAUGUAGGGAGCUGUACGACCCCUGUGUCUACGAUGCCCCUUGCGCCAACUGUACCAGCACACUGGGCACAGGGGUCUACACCUGCCACUGCACUGACGGCUUUGCAGGGACCAACUGCACACUCAACAUCAACAGGUGUUUGAGCAACCCAUGUAAAGGGGGUGUCAGGUCCCACUGUGUGGACAGGGUGGACGGCUACACCUGCCACUGUCCCCCUGGCUAUGGAGGAGAACAGUGCCAGGAAAGGAUCAGGGACUGCUCUGAGGAGCCGUGCCACAACGAUGCCACCUGUGUUGGCACACCAGAUGGGUAUGAGUGCCAGUGCGGCCCGGGUUUCCAGGGGAGGGACUGUGAGGAGAACAUAGAUGACUGUAAGUCCCUCCCUUGUCAGAACGGAGCCAUCUGUAAAGACGGCGUCAACGGAUACCAGUGCUUCUGUGUGCCUGGUUUCCAAGGCUACCACUGCGACCUGGACAUUAACGAGUGUGCGUCGCGGCCAUGUGAGAACAACGGGACCUGUGUCAAUGAGGUGGACCACUAUGAGUGCAACUGUCUGCUAGGAUUCAAAGGUGAGACAGUCUCUGUUUAGGUCAGUGCAAUGUAUCCUGCUGUCUUUAGAGUGUGAGGGAACUACCCUUUCUCCAUAAUUCAGCGCCUUUAGUUAAGAGUUCACUACUAAACCAACCUCAUAUAGAAACUACAAACGUUUAAUACACCAUAUUCAUUGUUGCUUCCCUUAGACCUCAGAGCUCAGUUGUUUUCCUCAUGGUGAAACCCAUCAUAUGGAGCUGUGUCUGUGUUGUGUGUGGCAGGGGUGAACUGUGAAGUGGAGAUAGAUGACUGUGAGGAGCAGCCCUGCCAGAAUGGAGCCACCUGCCACGACCAUGUGGGCCUGUACACCUGUGAGUGUGUGUCCGGGUACGAGGGCCAUGAAUGUGAGCUGGACAUUGAUGAGUGUGCCAGCGGACCCUGUCUCAACGAGGGCAACUGUACAGACCUGGUGAACAGGUAAGGCGGCUCCUACUCUCUCUCCUCUUAUAGGCUGAAUCAGCUGCUUAACCCCAAUGUGUCGGUGAGCAGUAUGUCAGUCGAGGGAUUCCUUCCAGAGAGUAAAGUUUAACAGGGCAAGGAUAAGGAUUAAUCUGCUUAUUCGGAUGGUAAUUAAUCAUGAGGUUGGGAAGUUAGGAAAACCUGACAGAGCUUCAUCAGACCUGGGUUGUUAACCUUGAUAAUACAGAGAUACAUUAGAUUGAACCAAUUAGAUUUGUUAAUCAAUAAAUGCCAUAUAGGUGGUCUAAAGAGGUCUAGUGGUCUAAGCUGUUUCGAAUCUGGCCCACUGCUAUUUCAGCAUAAUCUGGAGUGGGAUUUCCCCACCAAAGAAACUUAAGGAAGGGUGGAAUUCCACUCUCUUAAAAAAAGAGCCUGUAGAUCAGAAAUCAUAUACUAGAUUAGAAACUUCACAGCUAAGGCUGUUUACCAUAUCUACUGGCUGUGCUGAGAUCCCACAGUGUUUUCAUACAUCAAAGCUGUCCCAGUUUCACUGAAAUAAGAUGGAUCAAAGUUGCCUCUGUAACUCUCCUCCUCAGCUAUGAGUGUGACUGCAUUGGGACAGGCUUCACAGGAGAGCAAUGUGAAGUGGACAUCCCAGAGUGUGCUUCUGACCCCUGCCAGAACGGAGCUACCUGCCUAGAGGGAAUCAACCAAUAUAGCUGUGCCUGCUGGCCAGGUACACACACCAAAUAUUCCGGCAGUGUACCCACUUCUCACCAAAUGAGGGAGUAGUAACAAUCAGCUGUCUGUCAUGUCUGCCAAGCUUUCGCUUCGCUACACUACAGGAAGUAUUACACACGCAGGGAUUAUUGGACAAGGCUAUUUGAUCUGCUAUCUGACACUAAAACAGAGAGUGAGUGGGAACAUCCUAAGUGUCAGGAGUGUGUUGAAAUGAAAAGCUCCAGGCGCCUCCAGGCAGCCUUUUACAGACAUUUCAAACCCUCUUCUUGGUAAGAUUGGGUUCUUGGAGUUUCCCAGACGUAAAUCAAAGAGAUAAAGGGUAAAAGGUAUGUAGUUUAGAGGACAAGAAGGGGGAGUGGUAUGAGACAUAGCGAAAUACCUAUAAUAGUCUAUAAUAGUGUAGUACUAACUGUGGUGUCAAUCCUCAAUGCCAUCUAGUGCAGAACUGGUGCAACUGCAGGGCCAUGAGCAAUAGGAAAACAAAGAUGAUCCUCAAUAAUAAAUCAUAAUAUGGGAGAACACAUUAUAUUGUUGUAUUUUGAUGCAUAAAGACAUGAUGAUAGGUACUGUAUGUGUGUAUUGAACAAGGUGGUACUGUGUGGUCCAGUUUUAAUAAUGGCUGUGUGCGUUGCAGGUUAUGAAGGGAAGAACUGCCAGGUGGAUAUAGAUGAGUGUGAGCUGGAGCCCUGUGAGAAUGGAGGAGAGUGUUUCCAGCGCUCAGAGCUGCUGCACUACGGGGUGCUGUCUGGACUGCAGGACAGGGAGUUCAACUAUGAGGAUGCAGCUGGGUUCCUCUGCCACUGUCAACCUGGGUUUGCUGGUAAGGCAAAACACUCAUUUUCAUACUUGGUGACCUCAUGAUCAUUGAAUCCUUUAAUAAUAAGAUCUGAUUGAAUAGGAAUCCAUUGAUAUUGUAAUCAAUGUUAAUUUGAGUUGAGGGUAAGUUAAUGAGUACGUAAGUAAUGUGUCCUGUCUCUUGCAGGAGAGAGCUGUGAGCUGAAUGUGAACGAGUGUGAGUCUGCCCCGUGUCAGAACGGAGGGAGCUGUGAGGACCUGGUUAACUCAUAUUGGUGUGUCUGUCUACCUGGAUUUACAGGUAAGACUGGCACUCUUUUUCACUAUGUAAUAAUACAGCUCUUUAUGUGCAAAGAAUCCCUGAGCUUCUCUUAAUAUCUAUCAGUUUAUAGAGAAAAUAAAUCUCCAGGGCUGGCUCUAGCCUUUGGGGGCCCUAGGUGCACAUUUUGUAAUGACUUAUGCCAUGUUAAUAUGAUGUCUGUGUGAGAAUGACAAACAAAAUCAAUGGGGGCCCCCUGGAGAUCAGGGCCCCUGGGCAUGUGCCCUGAGUGCCCGUUCGGUAUUUGGCCAUGAUUACUACAAGUUUAAAUAGCUAGCUAGACUAACUACCAAUCUAUUGCACAACCAAAAUUCGAAAUGAAACCUGGUGUAUUCUACUAUUCUUACUCUCAAUAGUAAGUUGAGACCCCGACUUUUUUUGGGUCGGGGACCCCCUAACGGCCAGGGGCCCUAAGCGACCGCUUAUUGCGCUUAUGCCUGGAACUGGCCCUGGAAAUCCCAUAGUGAUAGCUCUUUGGAUUCACUUGCUGAGCAGUGAGCAAAACAAUAAUUGGUUAAUCCUGCCCCUGCUGACCAUUCCUGCUGGAACUGGUCUGCUUGGGUAUUAGAUAGCUUUAAUACCACCAUCAGUCAAAACAGAGAUAAAACCACGCUGAAAGUUUGACCUUGAGUUUAGUACAAGUAAAGGUGGGCAGGAAAACCACCCAUGAAUAACUCUGAAUAACAGAGUUAUUAACUAUGAAUAACAACUGAAUAUGAAACAAAGUCUAUCUCCAGUUUCUUAGGUGACCUGCCGUGUACAGGGGCUUUGACAGGGCGGGUAUUUGUUUAUUAGGAUCCCCAUUAGCUUUUGCAGAAGCAUCAGCUACUCUUCCUGGGGUCCACCCAAAACGUAACAAAACAAAACACUGAUAGACAAGGAUAGUCACAAAUUGAAAAUACAACGAUACACAAACAAUACAACAAAAAAACUAUAUAAACAAUACAACUAAAAAAUGAUGUGAGUGUUAGAGUUUGUCUGUGUGUGCCCCCUCACUGUCCCCGCCAUUCCAUGAGAUGUUGUUUAAUCCGUUUUUGAAAGGUAAUUUUGCUGUUUGCUUGAGUAAUUGGAGAUGGAAGGGAGUUCCAUGCGAUCAUGGCUCUGAAUAAUACUGUGCGUUGCCGUGAAUUCAUUUUGGACUUGGGGACUGUGACGAGGGGAUUCCAAAUGGAGGGGCAUGGCAGUAGAAGAACAACAAAGCCCAUAAAACCUGCUGCCAUAUGUCAGUUGCACUGCCUGGGCAUUAAACAUAGGUCUUUAAUCAAGUAUACCAGGGGGAAGAGAGAUUAGCACAAAGCUGCUUAAGCCUUAUCAACUGCUAAUGAAUAAAAGCAGGCAUGAAAGACCCUCUCAUCCCAAAAACAAAACCUGUUACCAAUUAGUACAGAAUGCAUUGUGAUACUCCUAGCCCUAGGCUAUUUGCACUGUAAGCAUACUUCCAUAUAUUGUAACCAGGCAUCAGCAAAAUAGAGGGGACAUAACACACACGCGCACAACAAGAUAAUAUGACUGCAUAUUCUCUGUGAUUCCAUGAGUUUCCAUUGCACGUGCAGAUAUAGUACUCAGAAACCAUCUCCUGUGAUUAGAAUGCCGUCUGCCACUAGCGGGCAUCCAUAACAUAGACCAGGAGGGACUGCAGCCCAACAUUCCUGUUGUCAGCACUGACAGAAGCCAGCUGGGUGGGAGGCUUAGGGGAGGCUGCAUGCAGGCAUGAGGGAGGGAGAGAAGGAGGGUGGGCUAGGCUGGUGUAAUCACUUCUGCCUGCCUGGUACAGAGGGGAGUGUAUGGACUGUGUGUAUGUGUGUGUGUGUGUGUGUGUGUGUGUGUGUGUGUGUGUGUGUGUGUGUGUGUGUGUGUGUGUGUGUGUGUGUGUGAGUGAGACAGAGAGGGAGAGAAGGGGCACGAGUUGGAUCUCUUCUGUGGGAUCUGUUUAGCUAUAUGUGUGUGUUUACUGCUCUGGGAGAAUGAGGGGGCUACUGCUACUACUGCUGCUGGCUGUGUGGUGUGGGCCAUGGGGACAGACAGGUAAACACCUCAGACUUACAGUAGAGGAAGGGCUGCUAGGACAGGCUGUGUGUUUAUGUGGGGGAGGUAGAGGGCUGGAGGGGGGCGCAUGGAGCGAUGUUAUUGUUUUUACUUGUGCGGUGAGGAGUUUUAGUGGGUUUUGCUGAUGUGUAAACUUUCUGGGCUCAUGUCUUACUAAGUGUAUUAUAGUCCCAUUGAUUUACUAUAUAUACUGUAAAUAAUUUAGCAAUAUUCUUGACAGCAUUUGUUUUUUAAAUGUGAUUUUAAUGUAACUGGGCUCACAUCCGUACCAAUAUUUCAACUGUCAGAUCAAUUCAAUUAACGUCACAGUGAUUACUUUAAUUGUGUAAGGCUACCUGCAUCAGUAAUUUCAUCAUUAGUAAACUGUCAUAGUCUAAUCAAGUGCUUCCUGGAGAGUCUCAUGCGUGCCAGUGUACUUAGUUCCAUAUCUGAUUAACUCAUUUGGUUUGAUUAGGGAGACUCUGAUUAACUUAUUGGUUUGGUUCAGGAGACCCUUAUGCUGAAUCUCUCUGUGUGGCUGAGGGACAGCGCUGUCUGGCAGAGACCGACAUGACCAAAACCUUAAGCCAGAUACAUGUCAAACAUGAAGAACUAACGGUGUGUUAUGUUUUCGUUCCAGGUGUGCACUGCGAGGUAGACAUUGACGAGUGUGAGAGCGAGCCCUGUCAGAACGGAGGGUCCUGCCAGGACGGCGCCAACGCCUACACCUGCCACUGUGUGGAGGCAGAGCUAGGGGAGGAGCCAUGGGGCGGCCGUAACUGUGACGUCCGUCUGAUUGGCUGCAGGGAACACCUGUGUGAGAACGGAGCCACCUGUGUGCCUAUCCUAAGCCAAGAAGAGGAUGGUGAUGAGGACGGGGUUGAACAAGAGCAUGGCCACACCUGCCUUUGUCCCCCGGGCUUCACUGGGAAGCACUGCAACAUCCCCACCACCUUCUCCUUCAACACAGAGGGCUAUGUCCUCAUUCAGCUCCCUCCUAUAGCUAACAGGAGCAGGAGAGAGAUAGACCCCCACCACCAGGACCACCAUGGGCUCCACGUCCAGCUGCGCUUCAAGACAACUCUGCCUGACAUGCUGCUGUUCUACAUAGGGGCUGAGCACUACUUUGUGUCCCUGGAGAUCGUGGGGAGCCUCCUCAAGGCUAGAGCUAGAUCAGCGAAGGAGCUACAGGCCACCUACCAUCUCCCAGUCAACGACGGAGACUGGCAUGAGGCCAAAGUGACCAUGGAUGAGAAGCUGGUGCUGAUGGUCAAAGGACCAGGCUGUGACAAUGACGAGGGAUGCACUGUGGAGGACGAAGGACACAACCAACUGGUCUUCUUCCAACCUGGAUCCUUUCCAAAGGUCUAUGUGGGGGGGGCCCCCCAGAAGUAUCUGGACAACACAGACAGCAGGAAGGGUUUCAUUGGCUGCAUGGAGGAUCUACAUGUUGACCACCAGCGUGUUCUGCCCCAGGAUAUCUCUCCAGAGCACGUCCAAGACAUGGAGCUGGGCUGCAACAAGACUGACUGGUGUCAUCCUGACCCCUGCCAUCAUCGUGGGCAGUGUAUUGACCUGUGGACUAGCUUCAGCUGUGAGUGUGAUCGACCCUAUCAUGGCUCCCUGUGUGAAGAACGUAAGAACUGUUAUAUCUUUAAAAAAUUACUACAUUUUAGUUUUCAAAUAUUGUUUUUAUAAUUAUGUAAAAACUAUACAAUAAACUGUAAACACCAGGUGCUGACAAUAUACGAUCAUUUAAAGGGGCUUACUCAACUUACAACCAGUUUCCUUCAACUACACUGGUUUGUACAGGUUUUGUCAUUCCCACUGAAAGCGUUGCUUUUUGUUGCUUCCCUCAGAAUACCCCUCAUGGACAUUCAGUAAUGAAGAAACAGUGAGCUAUGCUGCCUUCAACAUCAACAAAACUGAUGCUGAGAACUUCAACAUCUCCUUCUUCCUGCGCUCUCUGAAGCCCAGCGGCCUGCUCUUCCAGCUGAGGAGAGGGAGGAGGGCCUACCUCACCCUGUACCUGCGGGAGGGAACCCUGGUCUUCAACAGCCCCCCCACCACUCUGUUCUCUAACGGUACCUACAUCACCAGCGGACAGAGGGAGCUGGUCGCUGUGGUGGUACACCAGGGUCAGGUAGGGUUCAGGCAGGCUGGUACACAGCUCUCCCUGGGGAGGGUGAGGAUGGAACGGGGGGAUGUGGUGUACAUCGGGGGUCUGCCUCCGGGGGAGUCCACUGCCCCCUGGGGAGGUCACUUCAAAGGCUGCCUGCAGGACAUCACUCUGGACCGCAUGCAGCUGUAUCCCAACCACACAAAGGAGGAGUGCCACACCCACGAAACGUACCAGUGCUACUUCCCAAACAAAGCUGAGAACGUGUUGGAUGGCUGUGUCAGUGAUGAGGCAUGCAAGGUACAGUAACGUCAAUGGCAACUUUAAUCUUUAGAGAUGUAUUACUGUAACUGCAGGAAGUGGGUGCAACUGUUCAAGGAAACUUGGUACAAGAGCUGGCUAGAUUUGUAAGGUUAGGGUCCUGACUACGACUUUUCAGUUCAGUCUUUGUAACAGACUAAUUUCUAUGUUCUCCUCAGACUGGUCCCUGUCAGAAUGGAGGAAUGUGCAUGGUCACCUGGAAUGACUUUGAGUGCACCUGUCCCAUGAACUUCUCUGGCAGGAGAUGUGAUACACGCGUGUGGUGUGUCAGCGACCCCUGUGUCAUGGGCAGCCAGUGUGUGGAUCUAGUUGACGGUUACGAGUGUAAGUGGACUUUUUUGAUUGUAUACAUUAUCUCUCUCCCUUUCUCUUUACUACAGUCUCACUCUCUUACUGUCUUUCAGCCAUAAACAUGCAAACAAAAUAACAAACACCAUGUAAUAUUGAAAGGUAUGACUGUACACUGAGUGUACAAAACAUUAAGAACACCUUCCUAAUAUGGAGUUGCACCCCCUUUUGCCCUCAGAACAGCUUCAAUUCGUCAGGGCAUGGACUCUACAAUGUGUCGAAAGCGUUCCACAGGGAUGCUGACUCCAAUGCUUCACACAGUUGUGUCAAGUUGGCUGGAUGUCCUUUGGGUGGUGGACCAUUCUUGAUACACAUGGGAAACUGUUGAGCGUGAAAAACCCAGCAGCGUUGCAGUUCUUGACACAAACCGGUGUGCCUGGCACCUACUACCAUCCCCAUUCAAAGGCAGUUAAAUCUUUUGUCUUUCCCAUUCACCCUCUGAAUGGCACACAUACACAAUCCAUGUCUCAAUUGUCUCAAGGCUUAAAAUCCUUCUUUAACCUGUCUCCUCCCCUUUGUCUACGCUGAUUGAAGUGGAUUUAACAAGUGACAUCAAUAAGGGAUCAUAGCUUUCAACUGGAUUCACCUGGUCAGUCUAUGUCAUGGAAAGAGCAGGUGUUCUUAAUGUUUUGUAUACUCAGUUUAUAUACGAUAUUUGUUUUAUUUUUUAUUUUUAUUUUUUUAAAUCUUUUUUUAAUAUUUUUUUUCGGGGGGAAUGGAUCAGCUUAAUAUUGCAGAUAGAUUGUAUCUUCUAUCAAUGUAAUUGUCUGCAUCACUUCCAAUGCAUCACUUCAGUUUAUAUACGAUAUUGCCUUACUGACACACUCCUCUUCCCCCAGGUCUCACUAACGCCACCUUUGAGAGCAAUGCUCUGCAGUUCACUGCUAACGGCUCGCUAGUCGCCUCGGUGACCAGUGUCUCCCUGGACAUACGUACGCGGAAGGAGAACGGCGUGCUGCUGCGGGCCACUAACGGAGCUGAGGUCUUCUGUCUGGGUCUGCUCAACUCCUCCCUGCUAGUCAAACUACUGAGCGGCAACAGCCUGGAGUUGCAGGCAUUCACCAGUGACCUGCCCAUCUCAGACGGGACCUGGCACCAUCUCCACCUGGCCAUGGCCGAACCCCUGCAACCUAUGUCCCGCUGGCGCCUCACUGUGGACGGGCGCAGGGUGGGCAGCACCAUGGGCACAGCCGGGAAUCUCAACUUCCUCAACGACACCACUGUGUGGCUGGCAGAGAACUACACGGGCUGUCUGGGGGAGGUGAGGGUGGGAGGAGUCUACCUACCCCUGGUGGACAACCAGGAUGCCCCCCAGGCAGCCCAGUUUAUCAGGCAGGUGGGGCAGGAGCCCAAGAUUGGAUGUAUUGGUGCCGAUUUGUGCCAGUCCCAGCCCUGCCUCAACCAGGGCUCCUGCCAGGACCUCUGGAACCUGUUAAACUGCAGCUGUGCCCCAGGCUGGGAGGGACAGUUCUGCCAGAGGGACACAGAUGAGUGUGCCACAGGCCCCUGUGCCCAUGGCACCUGCACAGACCUGCUGGCAGACUACCAGUGUGUGUGUCAAAAAGGCUGGGGAGGCAGAGACUGUGAUGAGGAGGUGGAUGACUGCCUGGAGAACAGCUGUUUGAAUGGGGGCUCCUGUCUGGACGGGAUGGGCACCUACCACUGCGUCUGCCUCCCUGGAUACAGCGGCCGCCGCUGUCAGUGAGUACCACAAACUAGUGCAUGCUCCUGACUGGAAAAAUCACAACACUGUGUGCGUGUGUUUAGUAUGUGUAGAAGUUAUUAUGUGUGUGUUCUAUAGGUGGAGAUUCCCUCCACAGCAAUGUGAUGAGGACACGCAGUGUGACAAUGGUGGAGUCUGCAUGGAUGGGAUCUGGGGUGCCAACUGCACCUGCAAGCCUGGAUACACUGGGGACUGGUGAGAUCACCAACCUAUUUCAAUUUUUCCAUAGACACUAAUAUUUUUGAGGACUAAAAACGACUAAAAAGCAUGCUCAAUGGACUAGGCUUAAAGGUAAACUGCCUCUUAGAACCAACUUUUCUGGUUUUAAACAGCCUAUGUGGCAUCGAUAUGAGUCAGAAUCAUUAAUUCUAGUGUCAAAAUUGACUACAAAGUGUAAAUUUUUGUCAUAAAGUCAGUCUCGUCCAAAUCUGAGUUUUGUAAGCGAGUUCGUCACAACUUACUGAAGGAUUGAGUAUGGAUAAUGAUCAUGCCCACUUGCCCAGUGCCCACUAACACGAGAGAAGCAGCUGUGCUGAUUGCGCUCUAGCAGCUGCGUUAGCUCUAUCCAAUCAUAGCAGCCAGAACUUCCAGACAGAGAAACAAGCUUUUUGUUUGCAAGGCAUGGUGAUUGAAGAUGGCUGCCGGUGCGGCCAUGAGGUGGUGGUAAGAUGGCGGACAGGAAAAAAAGAAGAAAAGUGGAACAUAUUAUAAGUAAAUAUGGAAUGGGGGAAUGCACAAGCCUUCUGGAAGAUCUGAUGAAGGAGAAGAUGGUGGACAGGAAAAACAUAAAAAGGAGAAAGGUGGAACAUGUUUUGAGUGACUAUGGAAUGGUGGAUCACACAGAACUUUUGGAAGAGCUACAGAAGGAAAUUGAACAUCAAAAGAGUCAGGAUUAAUUAACUGCGGUGGCAGGUGCGGUGAAGACCGCUGAGUUUGAGCCUCGUCCUGAUGAUGACAAAGAUGAUUCUGGCCCUGUGGGAGUGAGAUUCUUUGGAGAGAAUGGAUUCUUGCCUUCUGGCAGAUCCAUAUGUGGUGUCAGGUUGGGUGGAGAAGAGGUUAGGGACUGUUGAAUUGGUGAAAGUAACUUGAAGUGGACUCGUGAUUCUUUUUUGCGUUUCUUCUGUCCAGAAGGAGUAGGCGCUCCGGACCACGCGACUAGAGACAAGAGCUGUGACUUGCUUUGCUCUCCGGAGCAGGGCACCAUUGAAGGGAGUGAUAACAGGGGUGGUGUUAAGUGUGGAAGAGGAUAAACUGAAAUGGAAGAUUCCCGGUGUCUGUGACGCCUGCCAUUUGGUGUGACGCAGUGCCGGUGAAGAGUGUGGUGAAACGGAGAGGACACUGUAUUUCCUGCUGAGUUUUGAUGCAGAGUCUUUGCCCGACAAGGUCAAGUAAGGAUUAUCCCAUGAGAGAGUUUGUCCCGAACCCAUUACGGUGUUUUAGGUGCCAAUCUUAUGGUCAUGUUGCAGCAGUGUGUAGGAGGGAGAUUCCUAGAUGUGAGAAGUGUGCAGGUGGCCAUGAGACAAAGGAAUGUGUAGUAUCGUUGGAAAGAGUUGUGUGUGUUAGCUGUGGGGGUGCCCAUGGUGCUGGAGAUCGGAGGUGUCCGGUGAGAGAAAGGCAGGUUGAGGUUGCCAGGAUCAGAGUAGUACAGAAGGUGUUGUAUGCUGAGGCAGUGAAGAGAGUAGUAGAGGAAGAUGGGUACAGGGCGAGGGAUCCUGAGAGUAUUCCUGUGAGUAGGCAAAGACCAAUGGAGAGUGAUAGGAAUAAUAUGUGCUUCAGUAAGGUAGGUUUCUUAGCAUUCAUAGCCAUGGUUGUGGUGGCAGCUGCAGAGAAGUACUUGGGAUUGCGAGAUUUUACUGCAGAAGAGUUUUACUGUGAGAAUGCUGUUCAUUGACUACAGCUCAGUGUUCAACACCAUAGUGCCCAUAAAGCUCAUCACUAAGCUAAGGACCCUGGGACUAAACACCUCCCUCUGCAACUGGAUCCUGGACUUCCUGACGGGCCGCCCCCAGGUGAUAAGGGUAGGCAACAACACAUCUGCUACGCUGAUCCUCAACAAGGGGGCUCCUCAGGGGUGCUUGCUUAGUCCCCUCCUGUACUCCCUGUUUACCCAUGACUGCGUGGCCAAGCACGACUCCAACACCAUCAUUAAGUUUGCUGACGACACAAUGGUGGUUGGCCUGAUCACCGACAACGAUGAGACAGCCUAUAGGGAGGAGGUCAGAGACCUGGCAGUGUGGUGCCAGGACAACAACCUCUCCCUCAACGUGAGCAAGACAAAGGAGAUGAUCGUGGAUUACAGGAAAAGGAGGGCCGAACAUGCCCCCAUUCACAUCGACGGGGCUGUAGUGGAGCGUGUCGAGAGUUUCAAGUUCCUUGAUAUCCACAUCACCAACAAACUAUCAUGGUCCAAACACACCAAGAAAGUAAUGAAGAGGGAACGACAACGCCUUUUCCCCCUCAGGAGACUGAAAAGAUUUGGCAUGGGUCCCCAGAUCCUCAAAAAGUUAUACAGCUGCACCAUCGAGAGUAUCCUGACCGGUUGCAUCACCGCCUGGUAUGGCAACUGCUCGGCAUCUGACCGUAAGGUGCUACAGAGGGUAAUGCGUACAGCCCAGUACAUCACUGGGGCCAAGCUUCCGGCCAUCCAGGACCUAUAUACUAGGCGGUGUCAGAGGAAGGCCCAAAACAUUGUCAAAGACUCCAGUCACCCAAGUCAUAGAAUGUUCUCUCUGCUACCGCACGGCAAGCAGUACCGGAGCGCCAAGUCUCGGUCCAAAAGGCUCCUUAACAGCUUCUACCCCCAAGUCAUAAAACUGCUGAACAAUUAAUCAAAUGGCCACCCGGACUAUUUUCUUAACUCAAUUUUCUUAAAACUGCAUUGUUGGUUAAGGGCUUGUUGUAUUUGACACAUGUGACAAAUAAAAAUGGAUUUGAAUUGAUUUCAUACUAUUUAGCACUUACCGUUUAGCAGAAAGUAUGCAGUAUGCCAUGGCUGCAACGCAGUAGCGCCUCCUGACUGGCUGAGGUGGGCGGGGCUGAGUCCGGGUAGAUUUUUUCAAAUUCAACAUACAUGCAUCGCAUUAACCAGCCUGAUAAUAGCUCAUUUCCAAGUAAAUUAAUUUCUCUAAACUCUGAAUAAAAUAGGAAUGGAGUUAUAGGCCUACUCAGGCUGGUUAUAGGCAGCCUAUCACGUUCAACCUAUACCGUAGCCCAUCUAUCCUAUUAAAAAGGACUAAAGACAGAAACAGAUAAUUUGGUUCCAUUUCAACAUAUUUAUUAGUGAAACCAAAGUGCUGUAACAUACAAUAUAUAAAUGAAAUCAAAUAGCCUAGUACACACACCAAAACCUUUAGAAUAUUCAAAUCAAAAGGCUAUUGCACAGAAAAACGUGGACAGUCGUGUGCAUCGCAAAGUCAGAACCGCUGGACAGCAACAUCAUAAACUAAAGCACUGAUCAUUGGGAACGAGAUCAGAAUGACUGCUUAGGCUUGAUCCAAAAAAAUAGGUAGCCUACAAAACUAAAACAAUCCAUAUGUUCAAAUCAAAAGGCCUAAAUAACAUGACAUCAAUAAAGCAGCCACAUCCUGAGUCCCCGGUGCCGACACAUUCAGAAAUUAAAAGAUGUUUGAGUAUUUAGUUUAAAAGCUCUGACGAAGGCCAAGAGAACGAGAAACACUUUUCAAUGAGAAAACAGAAAUCCACUUUGGGUAAAAGUCAAGAUCAUUUUAAGGAGAACAAAACUACUUAGCCUACAUUUGAACAGCACUGCAGAAGCUUCACUAUUCUGCAUCUUCCCAAUUAAGUAGCCUAGUUUUGUAGUUUGGUUACUUGAAGAGAACUAGGGCCUAUCACUCGCAGCCCAUCUCUUCCAAUGCAUUGUGGAAAAGUGUGCAUCGAAUUCUACUAGAUGAAGAGACUAAAUUAGUAUAACCUCCUGGCAUUUAAAGCAUACUCGAUUUUCGAAAAUUCACACACUAUAAAACAUUAUAUUUUCGCAUACUGAGAUUGCAUUGUUUCCCACUACUGGUUGAUUUCGGUAGCGCAUCCCCAUAUCUAACUGAUCAGCUGUUGUCAAAGCCAAAAUGAGUAUGACAUCCGGGCUUUUAAAAUAUACUAAAAAAAAAUUAUGUGGCAUAUUAUUAAACAAAAAAAAUUCGCAUAUUCAAACGGCCUACUAUUUAGGACCCAAGUGUGAGUAUUUGGACAGAGUUGGAACUUAGCUAGCUAGCAAGUGAUUUUGGGCACUGACAAACAACGUAAAAUUGUGUGACUAAGACCUCCUCCCACAUCAAACCACACCCCCAAGACAACUCUCGUUUGGCUUCAGUCAUGGCCGCUAGCAUUUCUUAAUGAGCAAUCUUCAAAACAAGGCCAAAAUAGGAUGUGCAGUCACCCUUUAACCUGUGUCCGGUAAACCAGCCCUAUAUGUCUACAGUUAAAAUGCUGUCUAUGUCAGUGGGUGGACAGUGUAAGGUUCCUAUUGUAAGUACAGAGAGCUGUGGUCCUGCUGGUGUGUCAAUGUUGUGUUGAACCCCUGAUGUUCUCUCCCAGGUGUGAGGCAGAGAUAGAUGAGUGUGAGUCCAGACCCUGUCUCAACGGUGCUACCUGCCUGGACCGACUCAACAGCUUCCAGUGUGUGUGUGUGCCGGGCUUCAGUGGCACACAGUGUGAAAGUAAUGUAGGUGACCACAUACUGUAUCUCCCCAUAUCACACUCAGUAACUAACAGUCUGCAUGUAACCAGUACAUAGUGUAGGUGUAUAUAUUACAGUAGUCUAGUAUGCAAUGCUAAUGUAUGUUGAGUAUCAAAAACUUAUACACAGACCAGAUUGGAUCAAAAGAGCUGAUGUAUUUAAACUAUUUAAACUGUAGUUCCUUUAAUCUCAGUUUGAGUGAGAAGUAAGUUAGGCCUGUUGUCCUGCUCUGUCCCCUCUGUAGAGACAGGAGCAGAGGGAACGUGUGCCCUGGCUAGUGGUGGCCAUCCCUCUGGCCAGCCUGUGUGUGCUGCUGGCCGUGGUGGCCCUGGUCUUCAUGGUGCUGACCACCCGCAAAAAGCGCCAGUCAGAGGGCACCUACAGUCCCAGUGCCCAGGAGGUGGCAGGGGCACGGCUGGAGAUGGGCAGCGUGCUCAAAGUGCCCCCUGAGGAGAGGCUCAUAUGAGCCAUACACACAACAGAAACACACACUUCCUUCGCUUGACUGCAUACACCUACACUCCCUGGCUCAGACACACAAACAGACAGGCGAGGACUGGUCAGACUCAUUAAGAGGUGUCCAAGGGGCAAAAGGCCACCAGUGGUGUGGAUAUAUGCCCUCACAGUGGUGCCCCCACUGCUGCUGCUGGAUCAUGGUGGUGGGGGUGGUUAAACCCAGAGCUCAUCCCUCUAUGGAAAGAAGUGACGUGGUCUGUCAGAGCCUCAGAAACAGGCAGGAUAGCGGCUGAAAGAGCCGGUCUUCUUCCCAAGACUCGAGCACUGCUGUCGGGUUGAGUGUCAUCAGCUAAUCCCCUCUCUGGAGUGAUGAACCAUACUGGAUUCCAGUGUCUUUCUAUACAAUACCUACAGUACCUGUGAACAUUCUGUACCCCACAUUGAUUAUGCGUGAGUUCACACUAAUGACGACAUUGUAUUUUUUCUCGGGAUGUGCGCUAUAUAAGUUAACAGGCUAUACCAACUAUGUUCUUUCUGACUGUGUAAAUAAUGAUCUUAUUUCUACAUCUUUUAUGUGUUUUUGUUCAUGUCACUGUCUUAUGCAAAUGUAUGAGGUGCUCCUAAAACUCCUAGAAAGUGGAUUGAGACCAUGUUAAUGUUAUCAGCUAUCUUAAACUCUGAUGCCACAGUCUUCAGACAGGUUACAUUUACCCAAACCUACACUCCUGUCUCUUACUCUAUGCUCACCAGUGCCACUAACUUAACCAGCCAAGUGAUCAAUGGACGUUUUCGCUGUCCACCAAAGGUGCUGAAGCUAGAUAUUGUGCUGUAGUUAUUUUCUGUAACUAUGGAUGUUGUACCACAUUUAUACUGUAACUGAGCUAAUUUCUAUCAAAUUAGCUUGAUAUUAAGUUUAUGCAAGACCCUACUAAACACAAAUCAUUGAAAGAUAACUAUUUGUUAUGAAUUGACUUCCAAAUUACUUUAUGAAUUAGUUGUUUGUAUGUGCCUUCCUAACAGAAUGAAUGGAAUGCUGACAAACCCAACAUUUUACUCCUGUAUAUUGUAUCUAUAUGUUGGAUGGAGCCAUGUAUUGUCUCAAAGGGAAACGCACUGUGAUGAUUGUAUUGAUAUGACAGACAGAUAGACAGAGCAUGCUGCCUGUUCCAGCUCUGUUGGGCCUCCUCCUCUUAUUCCUGCUGGGCUGGAUGAUAUUAUACUGGGAGACAUGGUACUGUGUAUACACUGACGUCAGCUCUGCUCCAGUGCUGGAUUUCACAGAAUACAUUCCAGUGUUGGGUUCAAUUCAGUUUUCAAUAAAGUCAAUUCAGGAAGUGAACAUAGCCCAUUGCUUUCUAUGGGGAAUUGUCAAUUGAAAACUGAUUUGACCCCAAUCCUGGUACACCCUGGAUUAAUCUACAACAGGGGAUAGAGUGGACUGAUCUGUAUUUCAGCACUGAACAGUAUGGUAGGAGCUUACACUGGACGCAUCUCUACUCAAGCAGUACCAUGUACAGUGUACUCAACAGUAUGGGAUGCUGGGUAGGCUACACUGGUAUGUACAAGGAGUAUUCUGUGAUUCUGUAAAAUGUGAUUGGAUAGCAACACUGUAACAUUAUGUAAUUGUAUAUAAUGUGAUUUAUUCAAAACUCAAAAGUUUCUACUGGAUUUCAACAGUUAAACUGCUGCAAAAGAGCUCAUAUAAAAUAAGGAUAAUUAAAAAACAAGUAAUGG